Messenger RNA from Anarrhichthys ocellatus (wolf-eel), 906 nucleotides. RefSeq names its product formation of mitochondrial complex V assembly factor 1 (gene fmc1). The coding region runs from base 68 to 400 and encodes 110 amino acids. Gene Ontology annotation, cellular component: mitochondrion. NCBI's taxonomy places the organism in Eukaryota, Metazoa, Chordata, Actinopteri, Perciformes, Anarhichadidae. The transcript is spliced from 2 exons. The record is from RefSeq and is a predicted model, not a curated record.
CGACUGUGCGGUGUUGGAUUGAGCAUGCCUGGCUGCACGAGCCGCACCAUCACAACACGGUUCAGAGAUGGCAGCGCUGUCAUCACCGCUACGAGCCUGCCGAGGAAUACUAAAAGAACUACGUGCACUCCAAGGACCGACUUAUAAACGCUCACUGGCUUACAACUAUGUAAUGGAACAGUUCCGUAAGAAUAAGGUAACGGGAGAAAGAUACUGCCGAGCCCAGCACGAGGCAAGCCACAACUCGCACACAUACCUGUGUUUGCUGGCGUCCACCAGGACCCACAUGGCCCUGCACAACCUGUACCACGGCAAAGGAGACAUCAGCAUAGAGCAAUCGGCUGGCCUGGUGGGGCUCAGGUUGCCCACUCAGCCCGGAGGCAAAGGCUGGGAGAAGUGAGGACAUCGGGAGGACGCCACGUCGGAAGGAAAACUUGACCUCUCUGUGGCUGAAUCAUCUGGUCUCAUACGAUUCCCCUCAUGAAAAAGUGAACUGUGAAGUGGUUAAAUGUUUGACUGGAGUCUGGCAGACGGAGAGAUCGCAUCACGGACAGCUUCGAGGGAACUCGCCUGUUUAUUCCUGUUGUGUUGUUCCACCAAUGUUCAAUAUGAGGAUGAUCUGAUCUGAGAGUGUUUGAAGCAACUGUGAAAAUGUAUACUAUGAUUAAAAUAAAUCAGUUGUUUGGCUGUAAAUAUACUACCGCUUGUCCACACUUGCUUUUGUUUGUGUUUUGGCAUUUUUCCUAACUGUAAAAAGGCAAAAGGAACCAUUCAAAUGGACUGAAAGUACAUUUUUAUUGUUAUUCAUUUAGAUAUCAGUCACAGUUUGCUUCACACAUGAUCACACGUUAUAACACAUUAACAAAUAACCUGCUCGUGUAUCAAUUAAACUGGAAGUUAAAUCCA